GACAAAAAUUAGAACAAUAAUAGAAAUUCUACAUGGAUUCUUCAUUAUUAAACCAACCAAAACUAGCCAAUGUAAAAUAUCCUUGCACAUAACCUCAAUUUUAUGUUGAUGAUUUAAGUUACAUGUUAAAAGAUUUUAUGAAUUAUGUUGAGCUUGAGCCGAUUCUGCGGAGUCCCGGUGCGGAAUUUCCCUAAAUUUGUGAGCGCUUUGUCAAGAAAUGUUGAUAAGACCGUGGUCCCUCGACCUUAUUCGAAUUUCUUACGGAAACAGGCGCCGUAUCGGCUAAGUAACUGGAAUUCGGUUACACGCGCGGUACCGGUCCGCCUCACGUCGGACGCAUCUCAGAAAGGGCAAAAGGCAGUGGGAUACUGGCUGUUAACCUGCGGGGGCAUGGUUUUCGUGGCGGUCGUCCUAGGAGGCGUCACCAGACUCACCGAAUCGGGCCUCUCGAUGGUCCAUUGGAAACUUUUGGGCGAGCGCAUGCCCCGCACCGACCAAGAAUGGGAGGCGGAGUUCAAAAAGUACCAGCAGUUUCCGGAAUUUAAAAUCAAAAACAGAAAGAUGAGCCUGUCCGAAUUCAAAUUUAUCUGGCACAUGGAAUAUGGCCACCGUCAGUGGGGCCGACUCAUAGGGGCGGCGUUUAUCGCGCCGGCCCUGUACUUCUGGGCGAGAGGAAGGUUCAGUCCGGCCCUCAAAAAACGGAUUCUGGCGUUCGGCGGACUGAUUGGGGCGCAGGGUCUAAUGGGGUGGUACAUGGUGCAGUCGGGAUUGGAAGACCGAUUCGACGGCGAAAGCGAUGUGCCCCGCGUGUCGCAGUAUCGGCUGGCGACCCACCUGGGCCUCGCUUUCGUCCUCUACACCCUCUUUCUGUGGUCUGCCCUGGACCAUCUGCUCCCCGCAAGCGCAGUGACGUAUGCGAGCGGUGAGACGCUUCGAGCAGCUCGCAGGUUUAGAUGGCUCGCACACGGCUGCAAAGGCCUAGUCUUUUUGACGGCCAUUUCGGGGGCGUUCGUGGCCGGUCUCGAUGCCGGCCUCGUGUACAAUUCGUUUCCCAAAAUGGCAGACAAGUGGAUACCCGACGACAUCCUCGUGUUCACUCCCAAGGUGACCAACUUUACCGAGAACCCGACUACAGUGCAGUUUGAUCAUCGGGUCCUCGGUACGGCCACCCUGGGCCUCAUCACCGCCGCCUGGUGGGUGUCCCGGAGGCGGGUGCUGCCGCGCCGCGCCUACAUCGCCGCCGGUGCUUUAGCCACGGCUGCGUGGCUCCAGGUCGCCUUGGGGAUCACCACCCUGCUGACCUACGUACCCACCCCGGUGGCCGCAGCACACCAGGGCGGCUCCCUGACGGUGCUAUCGGCAGCCGUGUGGCUCACGCACGAGCUGAAACGACUGCCCAAGCCGUGA
Messenger RNA from Cylas formicarius (sweet potato weevil), 1407 nucleotides. Its product is annotated as cytochrome c oxidase assembly protein COX15 homolog. Gene Ontology annotation, molecular function: oxidoreductase activity, acting on NAD(P)H, heme protein as acceptor. Gene Ontology annotation, biological process: heme A biosynthetic process. Gene Ontology annotation, cellular component: mitochondrial inner membrane. Bases 145 to 1407 code for a protein of 420 amino acids. The record is from RefSeq and is a predicted model, not a curated record. Lineage: Eukaryota; Metazoa; Arthropoda; Insecta; Coleoptera; Brentidae. The transcript is spliced from 5 exons.